AACUACUCCAUCAACUACUGGAUCUCCCAUGGAGCACCUCGAAGCAAAAUUGUCCUCGGCCUGGGCAGCUAUGGGCGCUCCUUUACGCUAAGUCGAGCGAAUGUAAACGGGCUGGGGGCGCCGGCGCCGCAGAAGGGCCAGGCGGGGCCGUACACUCGAGAGGGCGGCUCGCUGGGCUACAAUGAGAUCUGUGAGAUGCAACAACGCGACCCCGCGGCGAUGACCAUCGUCUGGGACCGCCACCACCUCGCCCCCUACGCCUACUGGGGCCGCCAGUGGGUGGGCUACGACAAUGUCCGCUCUAUUACCCUGAAGGCGGCCUACGCGCGGGCGAUGGGCCUCGGCGGGGCGAUGCUCUGGUCGCUGGAGACGGACGACUUUGCGAACCGGUGCGGCGGUGGGCGGUACCCGCUGCUCAACGCCGUCAAGAGGGUCUUUGCGGAGGAGGAGGUGCCGCCGCUGCCGCUUCCUGGAGCUGGCGAAGAAGAAAGUAGUUCGACCACGAGUACCACGUCGACGAGAAGGCCGAGCACUUCUUCGACGACGACGACGAGAAGGCCGACAACGACAACUUCAACAACCACGACCACAACUACAACGACAACAGAAAGGCCAACUAGGACAACGCCAACGACGACGACGACGACAACCACUUCUCAAAGACCCUCUUCGACUUCCACUUCCACAACUUACAGACCGGAAACNUAG
Rhagoletis zephyria (snowberry fruit fly) is the source of this 708-nucleotide messenger RNA. RefSeq names its product endochitinase-like. NCBI's taxonomy places the organism in Eukaryota, Metazoa, Arthropoda, Insecta, Diptera, Tephritidae. The record is from RefSeq and is a predicted model, not a curated record. Gene Ontology annotation, biological process: carbohydrate metabolic process; chitin catabolic process. Gene Ontology annotation, cellular component: extracellular region. Gene Ontology annotation, molecular function: chitinase activity; chitin binding.